Molecule: messenger RNA, 1994 nt
Organism: Ciona intestinalis (vase tunicate)
Lineage: Eukaryota; Metazoa; Chordata; Ascidiacea; Phlebobranchia; Cionidae
Source: RefSeq, a predicted model, not a curated record
ACUUUUACGGCCGCACCACACCACGCACUUUUUAAAUAAAAUAACGUAGGUUGUCAUUAAAUUCUGCGCCAAAUAUGGCAGAAGUUAUAACUCCCAAAACAAAAAUUCAAUUUUUUUGUCAAAAUAACGUACGUUUUGCAGAGAGCUAACUGAAGUCUGGAGUGCGUUGUGUACUAAAAUCAUGUUAUGAAAAACUGAAUUCUUUACGCCUUACGGUAAUUUGUAACUUUUUUAAUAGGUAAAAAUUUGCAGUUUUCACAUCGACAUGCUGUUUUUAAUCCUAAUUCCGGUCGUUAUCGUUGUUCUUGUGUUGAUUGUAUCAUCUCGUCCAUCAAGAUUAAAUCUAACGGGUGCACAUGUGAUGGUAACGGGAGGUUCGUCGGGUAUCGGCCUUGAAGUCGCGAAGGAAUGCGCUCGGCAAGGUGGUUUUGUAAGCUUGGUUGCAAGAAAUGAACAGCGGCUGAAACAAGCCAAAUCUGAAGUGGAAGAACAUCUCAAAGGGGGUGGUGAUCGGCAGUGUGUAACCAUCUUGCCUUUGGACGUAUCUGAAUCUUAUGGAAAGGUUCAAGAAGGGAUUAGAAAAGUUGAAGAAAAGUUGGGACCAGUUGAUGUUUUGGUUAAUUGUGCUGGAGUUUCUCAUGCAGAAGUAUUUGAGGACACCCCAGCUGAAAAGUUUGAAUGGUUGAUGAAAAUAAAUUACCUUGGAUCUGUGUAUUGCACCAAAGCUGUUGUGUCUGGGAUGAAAUUAAGAAAAAAAGGUAGAAUAGCCUUUGUGAGCUCACAAGCUGGACAGACUGGUGUGUUUGGUUACACGGGUUACGCUGCAACUAAAUUUGCUCUUCGUGGAUUGGCUGAGACUUUGCAAAUGGAAAUUAAACCUUACAACAUGGCAGUCACAAUUUCAUUUCCUCCAGACACAGACACACCAGGUUUUCAUUCUGAAGAUGACACGAAGCCCGAAGAGACUCGUUUAAUAUCAGAGACAGCUGGAUUGUUCUCCGCAGAAGUUGUAGCCAAGAGUUUAGUUCGAGAUAUUGUGAGAGGAGAGUUUGUAAAUACUAUCGGGCUUGAUGGUUUUAUAUUAGGGAACCUAACAGUUGGAAUGGCACCUUGCAACUCUGUUGUGUCUGCCACCCUUCAAGUUAUACUGAUGAGCCCUCUACGUAUUGUAGCUCUCGCUUAUUUAAAAAGUUUUGAUGUAAUAGUCGCUAAAUGCGCAAGAAAAAAAGAUUUACCGGAGGCCGAUGAUAAACUUCAGUGAUGAUUUGCAUCAGCUGCAUGCGCAUGGAUUUUUUGCUCGUUUUCCCCACCAUUUGCAACUGCUAUCUAUAUUGAAGAAAAAGCCUAAGUGUUACCAGCGCUUUUUAUUUUUUUGUGUAGGGACUAAAUGUUCGGCAUAAAUUAGCAAAUUAUUAAAUGGUUUGUUCCCAAAACUACAGGUUGUACGGUACAUUUGUGAACUUAAUCAAAAGGAUUUGUGAGCCCAAGUAGUCAACAAAUAAACUACUAAAUGUUUUGUUGGUAAUUACUGUCAUGAAAGCAUAAAUUAACUAAAAUCUCCUAUACCACUUGGUGUAAUUGAAUGCAAUUAUUAAAGCCUUUUUGUAGGAUAAUUUAUCAGAUAUAGUUGAUAAACCAACAACAAUAUGUGAUUUCUUGUCUUGAAAUCGCUGCUUUAUUUUAGUUUCAGGUUGUUAAUGUGACCUCAAUGUACUGUGUAUGCUUUUGCUGCAGUGUAAUUGGUACCAAUGUGAUAUAUUUUGUUCUUUCAUAUUAAGGAGUUUCUAUUUUAAUUUAAAAAGUUCUAAUCUGUAGCAAAAAAAUCGUAAGAACUAUUAUAUAUUGAAAGUACUAGAUGCAAAAAAUGAUAAUAUUUUUCAUGCUUUUAAUUUCUAUGUUUUAUGAACAGUUACUGUUAUUUUAGAUUUUGUUGUUCGUUCUGCUAUUUUGUUGCUAGGCUGUGUUAAUGUAAUACAUGCUGUGUUGCAAAAAAA